This is a messenger RNA of Fomitopsis serialis, 2496 nucleotides long. RefSeq names its product P-loop containing nucleoside triphosphate hydrolase protein. The record is from RefSeq and is a predicted model, not a curated record. Lineage: Eukaryota; Fungi; Basidiomycota; Agaricomycetes; Polyporales; Fomitopsidaceae. The coding region runs from base 203 to 2467 and encodes 754 amino acids. The transcript has 9 exons. Gene Ontology annotation, molecular function: ATP binding; RNA binding. Gene Ontology annotation, cellular component: spliceosomal complex; intracellular anatomical structure.
CUCACUUGAGCAAGAGACAGUAAAGAGCGCCGACUCAGAGGCGCGGGCGCGGCAGCCAAUCAGGAGCGCGAGAACGCGUCAGUGGCUGCGUGCGGCGCCACCCCGCACACCUUCCACACCUUCUCCCUCCUUCUCCCUCUCGUGGCCUCUCCCGGAUCCCCUUUGCGAUAUUCUUCUGGUUUGUGGCAUCUACGUGGCGAACAUGGCGAACCCCUACACGAGAGCACCAUCACUGGCAGGCCUCGGCUCGUCGAAAUCUCUUCAUGAUAAAGAUCCUUUCUAUGGAUGGCUACCUAGGCAUGUUAUCGCGAAGCAGGUGACAAAAGCAAUGCAAGGGGAUGUCAAUCCGUUUACGAAGCAGCCGCACUCCGCCCAAUACAAGAAACUUCUCGAGACGCGCAAAAAGCUGCCAGUGUUCACGCAGAUGCACGAGUUUCUGAACAUGUUCAGCACAAACCAAAUCAUAGUUGUGGUGGGCGAGACCGGUUCGGGAAAGACGACACAGAUUCCGCAGUUCGUUUGCUACUCCGACUUGCCUCACACCAAGGGCAAGCUCGUGGCGUGUACGCAGCCUCGUCGAGCCGCCGCUAUGUUCGUAGAAAAGCGAGUGGCAGAUGAGAUGGACGUACCAUUGGGGAAGCAGGUCGGAUACGCGAUUCAAUUUGAAGACAUGACAGAGCCAGGAACGACCUUCUUGAAGUACAUGUCGGAUGACCUGCUGCUCCGGGAGGCGAUGAACGACCCAGAACUAACGCAAUACUCCACCAUCAUCCUGGACGAGGCCCAUGAACGCACCAUUGCAACGGAUAUUCUCAUGGGUUUGCUGAAGGCGCUGGCAAAACGCCGCACCGAUCUGAAGAUCAUAGUCAUGUCUGCGACCCUUGACGCCCUCAAGUUCCAGAAGUACUUCUCUGUGAACAAGGACGGCGAACCGGCACCCUUGUUCAAGAUUCACGGCCGAACGCACCCUGUCGAGGUUCUCUAUACGCAGGACCCGGAGCCAGACUACGUCGAGGCCGCGAUACGUACCGUGCUCAUGAUCCACCGCGCAGAGGAGCCAGGCGACAUCCUCCUGUUCCUGACAGGCGAGGAAGAGAUCGAAGAUUCGUGCAAGAAGAUCAAGCUCGAGGCGGACGACCUGCUCAACCAGGACCCUGAUAGCGUCGGCCCGCUCAUCUGUAUCCCCCUCUAUUCCUCCCUCCCACCACAGCAGCAGAAACGCAUCUUCGACCCGCCGCCUUCGCCGCGUACACCGGGCGGCCGUCCUGGACGGAAGGUCGUCGUGUCGACCAACAUUGCAGAGACGUCGCUGAAGAUCGACGGGAUCGUCUAUGUCGUCGACCCUGGGUUCUCCCGGCAGAAUGUGUACAACCCGCGGAUACGUGUCGACUCGUUGCUUGUGAGUCCGAUCUCCAAGGCCUCGGCGCAGCAAAGGGCGGGUCGUGCGGGACGAACCCGGCCAGGCAAAUGCUUCAGAUUGUACACCGAGCGAGACUACAUGGAGGAGCUGGAGGAACAAUCACAUCCAGAGAUCCUGCGGAGCAACUUGGGCAACACGGUGCUGCAAUUGAUCAAGCUGGGUAUCAGGGAUCUUGUCAGGUUCGACUAUAUCGACACCCCAGCACCGGAGGCUCUCAUGCGUGCUCUGGAACUGCUCAACUACUUGGCUGCGCUCGAUGACGAAGGCGGCCUGACGCCACUGGGCCACAUGAUGGCAGACUUCCCACUCGACCCGCAAAUGGCUAAGAUGCUUAUUGUCAGCCCUGAAUUCAGAUGCAGCAAUGAGAUCCUCACCAUUGUUGCGAUGCUUUCAGUGCCCAGUAUCUGGGAGCAGCCGCCAAAUCAACGCAGAGAGGCUGACGCUGCCAAGGCCUUGUUGACGGUCCCUGACGGAGACCAUCUGACGCUGAUGAACGUUUACAAUAACUACCAGCAGAACUCGCACGACAGAAACUGGGCGUGGAAGAACUACCUCUCCCAACGUGCACUUCAACAAGCGGAUAAUGUGCGGGCGCAGCUGCAGAGAAACAUGGAGCGCUUCGACAUCGAUAUCGUCACGACAACCGACCCCAAGCGGUUGCACAUGAACGUGCGGCAGGCGCUCGUGUGCGGGUUUUUCAUGCAGGUUGCACACAAGGAGGGAGAGAAGGGCGCGUACAUAACGGUGAAAGACAACCAGGUCGUUAAUCUACAUCCAUCGUGCGGGCUGGACAACCAGCCGGAGUGGGUAAUCUUCAACGAAUUUGUGCUCACGACCAAGCCAUACAUCCGAACGGUGACGGAUCUUCGGCCUGAAUGGUUGUUGAAGUACGCUCCCAACUACUACGACCUCUCCAGCUUCCCAGAUGGCGAGGUGAAGCGCACAUUGCAGCGAGUUGCCAACAAACGGUCCCGCAAAGCGAUGGGCCCGGAGAGCGCUGCUUCGAACGGUAAGAGUGAUCGCCCAUUGAGGAGGAUGAAGAAAUAAUUUUGCUGUAGCUCGCUGGUAGCGAUCGU